UCAGAGGCUGAAACCGGGACUCGGAUGGGAUUUUAACGGCAUGUGGCAGAGCUGAGUCACUCCAACCAGCAGCGCCAUGGAAAAGGAGUUGGGAAAUUUUCCAUUCCUUCUGUGGAUUUCUGCGGCUCAUGUGAAUCACUGAGAGCUGCUUCCACUUGUAGGAGGAACUUGUGGAAAGGAUUCAAUGGUUCACUUUCGCCAAACUGCAGGAUGAGGCUGAAACAGUAAAGUGAAGUUUCCUUGCAAAUCAUCCUUCAAAGUUGCAUGCUGGAAACAAUGAAAUAAUUUAACAAAUGACUAAUAAUCCUCUCUGAAAUCUCAGAUUGAAUCAAAUGGAAAAGCCAAGGACUUUAACUAGCCCAAUGGAGGCAGAAAAUGCAGAUUUACUGACAAAUAACAGCAAAAUGAAGUCUGAAGACGCUUAUAACCCGUUCAAUGAUUCUGAAUGCUAUUUCACAAAAUCUUUGCAAAGUGAUGCGUCUUUUACAGAAAAAGAAACAAGGAAACAGUACAUCCUAGAGGAACAGAAAACUUGGGUUGAAAGCAUUGAAAUUGCUUCAGAUACAGAGAAUUGGAUGCCAAAUAACGAUGAGAUUAACUCUGCAGUUGAAGACAAAGUGAAUGACUGCAAGGAAGUUGAUCUGUCACUGGACAAAUUUGGUAUAACUGAAGCUAUUUCCCCAAAAUGUCCCCAAAACGAUGAGCAGGAUGACAUAAAAAGGACUGAAAAUAAUGGUGCACAUUUUCAGGAAGACGGUUUCUCACUUGUGCAUUCUGCAGUGGAAACCAAACAUCCUGUGAUAAUUGUAAAACGUUUGAUUUAUGCUGUUGAAGAACAGGAACCAGAGUUGGAGGACGCUGAAGGUAAAGAGAAGAGGAAAUAUUCUGAAUAUGAAGAAGAAGACGCCUCUGCACGUUUCCUUUCCAGCCCAAAUGACUUUCCACUUCAUAUUAAUAAACAAACUGUUAAUCCUCCGAUCGGGUCAACUCUGACAAGAGCUACUUUCUCUCCAGGAUGCCCAACAGACAAAAAGGUCGCGUUCCCGGUUCUGUUCAGCGGCCUGCGGGGCUUAAGGAAGGGAAUCGGUGGGCCUGAGAAUGGCACAUCCACUCAAACCAAACAGAGUCCUCCGUUUGCAAAAAGUCCAGUUUUCACAGAAAAACAGAGCGACACAAAGACCCAGAACGGAUUUCUGGACCAGAUCUCCCAUAUUCUGAAUCAAGAAAAAGCUCCUGGUGAUAAAAAGGAUGAAGAUUUGGUGACUGAAACACAUCAGGAUGAAAUCGGAAACCAGUUGGAUGGAAAUGAUGAACCUCCAGACAGUAAGAGGAGAGAACCUCAAGCAGAAGAAGAUACAAAACCAGUCGAGCCGACCAGAUCUCUGUCGAGCGCGGAAGCUGCUUUCGAUGCCUUCAAGGCCUUUUUCACACCAAAACCUCUGAAGAAAGACUCAACAGAGCGGAUCGACCUGGAGGCAGUGAGGAAGAAGAUGAGAAACGAUAAAGAUGUGCUAAGAACAAUUUUUGAAAGAACCUCCAAAAAAACACUAGAGAAGAACGAUGCAUGUGAUGGAAAAUCAGAGACGCCCACAGCAGAAGGAGAGGAAAAAACUCCUGGUCGUCUGCAAGCCGUGUGGCCACCUCUCAAGGAAGAAAAGGUUGGCCUGAAGUAUACAGAAGCAGAGCACCAGGCCGCUGUCCUGCAGCUGAAAAGGGAAUGCAAACAGGAGCAGGAGAAGCUGCAGGAGGAUUAUGAGCGUCAACUCUGCAAACUGAGGGACGAAAACAGAGACAAUGUUGCUCGCCUGGAGUUGAUGCUUGAGCAGCUACAAGCUAAAGUCUCACAGGUUUGGAGCCAACAUCCCGAUGGGCUCAAAGAUGUUGCCGUUUCCACAACCGACGGCUUGAAGGACAACUCCUUCCGCAACGUUAGCAUCCAAACUGACAGAGAAAACCUCAUCACAAGUCCUGAAGAUGGUGACAUUACCACGACAACCUGCUCGGAUCUUCAGCAGUCAUUGGAAGCCUCCAAAAAUCCAGACAUGGUUUCCACAGGAGAAGUUUUGUCUUCUUCUUCUGUGGUUUCAACGUUACCUCAGAGUCAUCCUCCUAGUUCUCAGAAACAACACAGUUUGUCUCCUCCUCCACCGCCUCCUCCGCCUCCACCACCAGGUGUCGCUCCUCCACCUCCUCCUCCACCACCACCAGGUGUCGCUCACCCACCACCUCCUCCAUCAGCAGGGGGCGUCAUUGCCGAAAAACCUCCACGGAAGCAGGCAGUGGAACCUUCCAGAGCCAUGAAGCCGCUUUACUGGACCAGAAUCCAGAUCCAAGAUGACAAUAACCACUCGCUGUGGAACAUGUUAGAGGAACCACACAUAAACGCCAAUGAGUUUGAGGAUCUCUUUGCUAAAACAACUACGAUGGAGAAAAGGAAGCCGCUGCUUCAGGCCUAUGAGAAGAAAGCAAAAGCCAAAAAGAUCAUUAAACUGCUGGACAGCAAACGCUCUCAGGCUGUGGGCAUCCUCAUAUCCAGCCUCCAUUUGGAGAUGAAAGAUAUUCAGCAAGCUGUUCUGACUGUGGAUCAUUCUGUGGUGGACCUGGAUGCUAUCGAGGCACUUUAUGAAAAUAGAGCUCAACCGGAUGAGUUGGAGAAGAUCAGGAAACACUGCGAAUCGUCUGAGGAAGAUGAUGUUAAACUGCUGGACAAGCCUGAGCAGUUCCUGUAUGAACUGUCUCAGAUUCCAGACUUUCCUGGGAGAGCUUGCUGCAUCAUCUUCCAGUCGACUUUCACCGAUGGGAUUUCCUCAGUUAAACGCAAGCUGAGCUCCGUCUCAUGUGUCUGCAAGGUUCUGCUGGAGAGCAGCGGUGUCAGGGAAGUGAUGGGACUGGUGCUGGCGCUGGGAAACCACAUGAACGGAGGCAGCAGGAUCAGAGGCCAGGCCGACGGAUUUGGUCUGGAAAUCCUCCCGAAACUUAAAGAUGUCAAAAGCAGGGACAACCGGAUCAGCCUGUUGGACUACAUAGUAUCGUACUACCUGCACAACAUGGACAAGAACGCUGGAACAGAAAAGUCCAUGUUUCCUCUCCCUGAGCCUCAGGACGUCUUCACGGCGGCUCAGGUCAAAUUUGAUGACCUUAACCGAGAUCUGAGGCAGCUUGAACAAGACUUGACAAGAGUCGAGAAAAAUGUCCAUAAAGUCUGUUCAGAGUCUUCUGAAGAACACCUGCAGCCAUUUAAGGACAAGAUGGAAGCUUUUGUUUUAACUGCUCGAAAGGAGCAUGCAGAAGCUUCCUAUCAGCUGAUGACUGUGCAAAAAACUUUCCAGGAUGUUGCUCUGCACUUUGGACUCAAACCCAAACCCGGAGAGAAGGAGGUGACGACGGGUCACCUGUUCAUGCUGUGGUUUGAGUUCAGCGCCGACUUCAAGGCCCGAUGGAAGAGGGAGAACAAAACCAUCUCAAAAGAAAGAUUAAAAGAGGCUCAGCUGACAGUGAAGAGGAUCACUGGAGAGAAGAAAGUGGAAACAAGGAAGAUAAACCCCAACAGUCUGAAGGAACGACUGCGCCAGAAAGAAGCUCAAGUUACUUCUCCUUAAAAAUGUGAACUUUUUGGCUCCUGAUAUUUAAAUAACCCCAGAAAUCUGGAGCAGACUCAAAGAGGACCAGGACAGAAAAUCUACAUUUUCAUCAGCCGACCAAAAUAUUUGUUCUUUAAUGUAAUUUAAAUAUUAAAAAUGUGGUUAGUUCAGAUCCAACUUU
This is a messenger RNA of Gambusia affinis (western mosquitofish), 3762 nucleotides long. It is a transcript of the gene fmn1, whose product is annotated as formin 1. The transcript is spliced from 17 exons. The coding region runs from base 333 to 3599 and encodes 1088 amino acids. The record is from RefSeq and is a predicted model, not a curated record. Lineage: Eukaryota; Metazoa; Chordata; Actinopteri; Cyprinodontiformes; Poeciliidae. Gene Ontology annotation, cellular component: cytoplasm; actin filament; cytoskeleton. Gene Ontology annotation, molecular function: actin filament binding; microtubule binding. Gene Ontology annotation, biological process: actin filament network formation; cortical actin cytoskeleton organization; actin nucleation.